UAAUCCAAAUCCAAAGAACACAAGCCUGGAAUAUCCUCUACCCAACUCCUCCCACUGGCUCCUCGUCGGAGCUCACCUGACCACCAUGCUCUCCUCCUCCCUCAUGCUAACCUGCGGCCACGCUCCGCUCCCCCCGUUCCGCAAACCACGGCGCCUCACCCUCGAUAGAACCGCCGCCGUUACCCAAACCAGCGCCUCCCUCUCCACCUUCCUGCCCGGGCGGGGAGGAGGAGCAGCCGCGCCGCGCCGGGGCUGGGCCCAGAUCUGCCGGGACUCCUCCCGGCCGGGCGCCGAUGCCGCGGAGCAGGACAGAGAGAGCAAGAACGACUUAGCAACGGCGACCGUCCCCAAGAUUGGCGGUGGAGGUGGCGGCGGCGGCGGCGGUGGGCAGCUCAGCGACUGGAUAACGUCGGUGCUGCUGUUCGGGAUAUGGGCGGGGCUCAUGUACUACGUCCUCCAGCUCGCACCAAACCAGACGCCAUACAGGGACACAUAUUUCUUGCAGAAGCUUUUAAAUCUUAAAGUCGACGAUGGCUUUCGAAUGAACAAUGUUCUUGUGUCUCUGUGGUACAUAAUGGGAAUCUGGCCACUGGUGUACAGCAUGUUGCUUCUUCCUACUGGAAGAAGUUCAAAAAGCAAGAUUCCAGUCUGGCCAUUCCUGGUGCUUUCAUGCAUUGGAGGAGCAUAUGCGUUGAUUCCUUACUUUGUUCUGUGGAAACCUCCUCCACCUGCCAUUGAUGAAGAUGAAAUUGGACAAUGGCCAUUAAAAUUUCUCGAAUCUAAAUUAACUGCAGGAGUAAUUUUUGCUGUGGGCCUUGGACUGAUUAUAUUUGCAGGCAAAGCUGGCGGUGAUGAUUGGCGGGAGUUUUUCCAAUACUUUAGAGAGAGCAAGUUUAUCCAUGUCACGUGUAUUGAUUUUACUUUGCUCUCGACCUUCUCACCGUUUUGGGUCUACAAUGAUAUGACGUCAAGACGAUGGAAAAACGGUUGGGUUCUGCCACUGGCAGUUGUGCCUUUGCUUGGACCCUCCUUGUAUCUUUUGCUGCGUCCAUCUCUGUCGUCUCUGCUAGGGGCAACCUCUUCAUCAUCUGACAAUGAGAAGCCUCUGAAAUAACUAGAAUGCAGCGAUGGGUUAAUUUUGGCCAUGAGUAAAUGAUAUAGUUCAAAACUGCGACACUUAUUUUGGAUCGGAGGGAGUACAGUUUAGAAGAUCAGUUAAGAUUAAAUGCUGGAAAUUGUGUUCAUCAACUUGAUCGGGAGAAUUCUUCAGAAUUGACAUGCCAGUACAGUAUUUGCCUUGAAAAGGAAGUCUGGAGAAUGAAGACAUUAAUCAACAUUACAUCAACUUAGCAUGCGAAUACCUCACAGAUUUUAUUUUUUUCAACAAUGAAGCCUGUCAGGUAAUCAUGUGUGCCUUUGAUUAUUUUUCUUUCAAGGAUGAAGCCCGCCAGGUAAUCAGCAAUAUUUGUGUACGAAUGGAAAAAAAAAUCUACCGGUGAUAUUAUACUGGCGUACUCUGUUUAGGUAUAUACAUACAUACAUAAUUUUGAUCCUUUUUUGUUUA
Molecule: messenger RNA, 1564 nt
Organism: Aegilops tauschii subsp. strangulata
Lineage: Eukaryota; Viridiplantae; Streptophyta; Magnoliopsida; Poales; Poaceae
Source: RefSeq, a predicted model, not a curated record